This is a messenger RNA of Rhizophagus irregularis DAOM 181602=DAOM 197198, 190 nucleotides long. NCBI's taxonomy places the organism in Eukaryota, Fungi, Glomeromycota, Glomeromycetes, Glomerales, Glomeraceae. The record is from RefSeq and is a predicted model, not a curated record.
UUUAAAUUACGAUAUGUCUUGUUCAAAAAUAUUUUCAGGAGAUUUACCUGAAUUAAUAUUUGAUAUCAUAAAAUAUUUUCAGGAUGAUUAUUCAACCUUAUAUUCAUGUGUUUUAGUUAACAGAUUAUGGUGUCGUUUAACGAUUCCAUUAUUAUGGGAAAAUCCUUUUUCAAUCUUGAAAUUGAUACUU